This is a messenger RNA of Dujonia railenensis, 834 nucleotides long. The record is from the annotation of a GenBank genome assembly. NCBI's taxonomy places the organism in Eukaryota, Fungi, Ascomycota, Pichiomycetes, Serinales, Debaryomycetaceae.
AUGUUGAAGACCACUAUUAAUUUGUCUUCUCAUAGAAUAAAACCAUCCGUGAUAGAACGUUUAUUUUCCACAUCACCAACCAGUAGUUAUGCCGCUGCUCAUUCAUCGACUAAUAAGGAAGCAGACGCUAAGAAGAAAUUGAAGAAAUUUCAAAAGUUGAAACUCCAACACCAAAGCUCUCCACGUAAUCAUCCCUUAUAUAUGGAAGUUCCGCAAGCUUUGAGAUACUUAAGAGCUUCUUCUGUGGGCCAACCUGCCUCCCAAGCUAUUAUAUCUAUCUUGAUGACUGUAGUGCCAGACAGGGGCUCCAAACCUUUGAAUGGAUCCAUUUUUUUCCCCAAGCCAUUGAAGGAAACCAGAAUUUUAGUUUUCACUGCACAGGAGUCUAUCAAGGAGCAGUGUAAAGAAGCGGGAGCAUUUGCAGUAGGAGGGGCUGAUUUGGUGGAACAGAUCAAAAAUGGUUCAUUUUCACUUGACGGUAUCGAUAAGGCAUUUGCUACUCCAGAUAUGGUGCAUUCGUUAACACCUCUUGCCAGAACCUUGGGUGUUAAGGGAUUAAUGCCAAUGAUUAAAAAGGGAACUGUGUCAGAAGAUGUGUUAAAUUUGAUUAAGGAAAAUUUGGGAUCAUUACCUUUUAAGCAAAAGGGAAUGCAUGUAGCUGUCCCAAUUGGUAGAUGUGAUUUCACUGACAAAGAAAUAAUCUCAAACUUGAAGGCUGCAUCAAGUGCCAUCUUUGGUGCGCAGCCUGCAGGAACCAAGAAGCCCAAUAUCAUAGGCCAAACAGUACUCAACGCCACUCGUGGACCGGGUAUUGUUAUUGAUUUUAGACAAUAA